AUGGGCGUGAAAAGCAUAUACAUUCUCAACAAGGCUGGCGGGCUUAUAUUUCAGCGGGAUUUCGGCGACUCGUUGAGCAAGCUCGACUCAAAUGACUACCUUGUGAUCGCGGGGACGUUGCACUCUGUCCAUGCCAUCACCACGAGAAUCUCUCCGGUCGCUGGCUCGUCGGGGCUCACGGUGAUGGAAACGCCUUCGUUUUCUUUGCAUAUAUUCCAGUCCCAGACCGGAAUCAAGUUCAUGAUCCUCACCGACCGCCAGCAGUACGGCAUCGACAGCAUAGCCUCCCGAAUCCACCACCUGUACUCGGACUACGUGAUGAAAAACCCGUUUUACACGCUGGAAAUGCCUAUUCGCUGCGAAAAGUUCGACAGAUACCUGGGGGCGUAUAUUUCCACCGUCGCGUAA
Molecule: messenger RNA, 408 nt
Organism: Wickerhamiella sorbophila
Lineage: Eukaryota; Fungi; Ascomycota; Dipodascomycetes; Dipodascales; Trichomonascaceae
Product: Transport protein particle subunit trs23
Exons: 1
Coding region: 1-408 (135 amino acids)
Biological process (GO): endoplasmic reticulum to Golgi vesicle-mediated transport
Cellular component (GO): TRAPP complex
Source: RefSeq, a predicted model, not a curated record